AUGAGCUCACAUCAGCGAAAGCGCCCUGGAGGAGCAAUUGAUUCCAGACCAGCUCGGAAACGGAGCAGGCUGCUGCCCUCCAGCGCAGGUGGGACUUCGCAGACGGAGCCAAGAGACCUUGAGGAAAGUGCUACAGCUGCUUUUGAGCCUGCUGGUGGAGAAUUCCUAGAUCUCACAGGUGACUCUUCAGAGCUUGAAGUCAUCGCUAUCAACACAGUUCCCAGUCAGCCCACAAGCACACUCAUGAACACAUCAGCAUGCCUGAGAACAGCUUGCAGAGAGUGGGACAGCCAGCAGAGCCAGCAGCAGCCACAUCUUUCCAGAGCAUCAGAGAAUUCAGCCGAGCCACUGGCAAGGAAUGAUGAAGAGGAACCAAGAGAAGAUGAUGGUGCAUGGUCAGCAGGUCCUGCUAGUCCUCCGAUGGGGGAAGGUGACAACUCACAGGUGCAGGACAAGGAUCAGAGCCAGCAGUACCCACUUGGCUCCAGAGACACAGAGAAUUCAGUCGAGGUACGGGCGAGUGACAGUGAAGAGGAACCAAGAGAUAGCAACGAAUAUGUGACUGAUGAAGAGUCUCUCCAAAGUGCAAUUUCUGAUACAAGGUAG
Vidua macroura (Pin-tailed whydah) is the source of this 606-nucleotide messenger RNA. RefSeq lists its product as uncharacterized. The transcript is spliced from 6 exons. The coding region runs from base 1 to 606 and encodes 201 amino acids. NCBI's taxonomy places the organism in Eukaryota, Metazoa, Chordata, Aves, Passeriformes, Viduidae. The record is from RefSeq and is a predicted model, not a curated record.